AUGGAUUUGCGCGUGAGCUUUGCUGACAAGCUAAAAUUGGGCGCCAAGAUUAUUGGCCAUAAGGUUGUUCAGUACAAACUGGGCACGAAUCAAACGAACGAACUGACCACCAAGUAUGGCCAGUUGAAGGGUCAGCAGCGUAGGACCAUCUACGAUGGCGAAAUCUACUACUCCUUCGAGGGCAUACCCUUUGCCCAACCGCCCGUGGGUGAGCUGCGUUUUCGCGGCCCUCAACCACCGACCUCGUGGCAGGGAGUCCGGGACUGCACCUAUGCAAGGGAGAAGCCCAUGCAGAGGAACUCCAUAACCAACACGGCCGAGGGCUCCGAGGAUUGUCUGUACCUCAAUGUGUACGCCAAGAAGCUGGAGUCGCCCAAACCACUGCCCGUUAUGGUUUGGAUAUUCGGCGGCGGCUUUCAGAUAGGCGGAGCCUCCCGAGAACUCUACGGACCGGAUUACUUCAUGAAGCACGACGUCCUGCUGGUCACCAUCAAUUAUCGCGUGGGCGCCUUGGGCUUUCUGAGUCUCAAGGACAAGACUCUCAAGAUACCCGGCAAUGCGGGUUUGAAGGAUCAGAUCCAGGCACUGCGUUGGAUCAAGGAGAACAUAGCCAGUUUCAAUGGUGAUCCCGAGAACAUAACCGUGUUCGGUGAGUCUGCCGGCGGAGCAUCCACUCACAUCCUCAUGCAAAGCGAACAGGCCCGGGGACUUUUCCAUCGGGCCAUCGUGCAAUCAGGAUCUGCUUUAUGUGCCUGGGCCACGCAACCGGAUCGAAAAUGGCCCCAACGAUUGGGCAAGGAACUCGGCUAUGCCGGUAACUUGGAGAGUGAAAAGGAGCUGCUGGAGUUCUUCCACCAAAUACCGGCCAGCAAAUUGGCGCUCUACUGCAAUGCGAUUGUGACGCAGGAGGAGCAGCGCGAUUACGAGAUCUUGGCCUUUGCCCCCGUAAUCGAAACAUAUGUUGGCGAUGAUUGCGUUAUCCCAAAGUCGCAGCAGGAGCAGUUGUCCAGCGCCUGGGGCAAUCAGAUUCCACUGAUCAUAGGGGGAACCUCGUUCGAAGGACUCUUCUCGUAUCGCACCACCUUGGACGAUCCACUUUAUAUGCUGAGUGCCUUUGAGGCAAUAAUUCCCAAACAGGUUCGCGAGGCCAUCGAUAAGGAUGAGCUGGCCGAGAUGGUGAGGCGGUUGAAGAAGUCCUACUUCGAUGAUCCCGAUAGGGCCAGCAUGGAGCUCUACGAGUGUUUGCACAUCCUGAGCGUGAAGAACUUCUGGCACGACAUCCAUCGCACUCUGCUCGCCCGACUGGCCUAUGCGACCGCCUCGUCCACGUAUCUCUACCGAUUCGAUAUGGACUCGCCGCACUUUAAUCACUACCGGAUCUUGAAGUGCGGCAAAAAGGUAAGGGGUGUGUGCCAUGCAGAUGACAUCUCGUACUUGUUCUACGGACUGCUCUCCAGUAAAUUGGACAAGAAUUCUGCGGAAUACCGGACAAUUGAGCGUUUGGUUGGCAUGUGGACAUCGUUUGCCACCACUGGAAAUCCCAAUUGCGAUCUUAUCGCUCCGUUAAAGUGGGAUCCACUGCGUCCUGGUGGCGUGGAGCAUUGCCUUAACAUUGCAGAUGGCUUGAAGUUCAUCCCCUUGCCCGAAAGCAAACAGUUUGUUGUCUGGGACAGUUUCUACACCAGGGAGAGUCUAUACUGAGGAGAUUAUAGUGGGGGAAAAUCAAUAAGCUUUAAAUGGUGUCUUCAUUUAUCAAAUAAUCCUUAAAUAUUAUAACUUGUAUUCCUAAUUAAUUUCCCUUUGCUUUCAUAAGAUACUUUUAUAUACCUUUGAAUUUAUAAGCUCUAAAAUGUUACAUAUUUUUUAAGUUUACCAUAAUAACCCACGCAAAAUUGUAACAUCAUAAUCAAUAAAUAUAAAAAAAAGAAUUUAAUCAUCAAUUCAAGGCAUAAAAUACUUGCAUCUUUCAAUAUAACUCUUCCAAUUAUCCCACACCAAAAAUGAUUUCCUUAAUUUAUUCUCCUGCAUUUUAUUUCCUUUUUUAUGAUGGCAACGUAUUUCGGUCGGAAUUGAUUUCGCAGCCAGUUUUAUCCGGUUCUAGUGUCUGGGUC
Molecule: messenger RNA, 2111 nt
Organism: Drosophila takahashii
Lineage: Eukaryota; Metazoa; Arthropoda; Insecta; Diptera; Drosophilidae
Gene: gas
Product: gasoline
Molecular function (GO): serine hydrolase activity
Source: RefSeq, a predicted model, not a curated record